AGCACCACUGAGAAAGCAUAACCACAAUAUUAUUGCCAUAAAGAUCUCCCAGAGAAACACUCAGAGUGUGCAGAACUCUGCUAUACAUAUUCAGAACUGUGAAGUGAUGUUCCAGACAGCCCUCUCCACUCUUUUGAGGAAACGUCGGCGACCUGAAUCGACCCCUGCUCUUCCUCAACAGAGAAAGAAGUUUGGGGAGGUGAUGGUUUAUCUUGUGGAGAGAAGAAUGGGGAAAAGCAGGAGGAACUUCUUGACCAGCUUGGCAAGGUCCAAGGGAUUCUGUGUGGACAACACCUUGAGUGAUAAAGUCACCCACAUUGUAGCUGAAGGCAUGUCAGCAAAUGAGUUGUGGCCCUGGUUAGAGGAGCAGAAUCUUCCACAGCUGGACAAAACCAAUGUCCUGGACAUCACCUGGUUUACUGAGAGUAUGAGAGCUGACAGGCCUGUUCCAGUGGAGGAGCAACAUCGCAUACAAAGGCCAGCUCUGCAGCUGAAGACUCGUCUGCCAGACAGUCCUGUGCCCACUGUGUCUCAGUAUGCAUGCCAGAGACGGACCACGCUGGACAACCCCAACAAAGUCCUGACUGAUGCGCUGGAGGUGCUGGUGGAGAACUGUGAGUUUAAUGACAGUAUGGGUCCAUGUUCAGGCUUCAGAAGAGCCGCGUCCGUGCUGAAAAGCCUGACCACUGCACUGAGCUGCCUGCAGGACACAGCUGGACUGCCCUGUCUGGGAGAGGAGAGCAAGACAAUAAUAGAGGAGAUCAUAGACUGUGGAUCGUCCUCCAGGGUGGAAGAUAUUUUAUCAGAUGAAAGAUAUCAAACACUGAAGCUGUUUACCAGUGUGUUUGGAGUCGGACCCAAAACAGCGGAGAAGUGGUACCGCAGAGGCCUGCGUAGCCUGGAGCAGGUCUACUCUGAUUCCAGCCUCCACUUUAACAGGAUGCAGACAGCAGGCUUCAUCUACUAUGAAGACAUCUCAAAACCAGUAACUGUUGCUGAGGCCAGAGCGGUGGGCUGUAUAAUUGAGGAGACUGCCAGCUACUACAGUUCAGGGGUCUCUAUCUCUCUGACUGGAGGAUUUCGCAGAGGGAAACAGUUUGGGCACGACGUAGAUUUCAUCCUGACUGUACCUGAGCCUGGGAAAGAGGAUGGACUUCUGCCUGCUGUAAUUGACACUCUCAGGAGUCAGGGCAUUCUCCUCUACUCAGAUUUCCAGGAGUCCACCUUCGACCUGAACAAGCUGCCGAGUCGGCGGUUUGAGGCCAUGGACCACUUCCAGAAGUGCUUCCUGAUUCUGAAGCUGCGGGCGGGGCUCGUGGAGGGUCAGCAGGUGGACCCCGGCUGCAGGAGAGACUGGAGGGCUGUGCGCGUGGACCUGGUGGCCCCACCGGCUGAGCGCUACGCCUUCUGCCUGCUGGGCUGGUCGGGAUCCACGCAGUUUGAGAGGGACCUGAGGAGAUUUGCCAGGCUGGAGCGAGGGAUGCUGCUUGACAACCAUGCCCUUUACGACAAAACUACGAAUACCUUCCUGCAGGCCAAGACAGAGGAGGACAUCUUUGCCCAUUUGGGGUUGGACUAUAUCGAGCCUUGGCAGAGGAACGCCUAGCCCUCGUCUUAUUCAUCAUCCGCUGUCCUGCAGCUGUUCCUGUUCCCUGCUGUUUUGAUAGCACACUGCUGGACUCAUUUAAUGCCAUCAGUCACUGAUUCAACUUCCCCAAAAGCCAAAACACAGACAAAAUGGCUUUGCUAUUAAGGUGUAUUGUAUGCUAAUAACAUGGAAACGAUUAUCUUUCAUUAUUAUACAUGCAUUACAGAAAUAUAAAUAUACAGCUCUGUAAGAAAAUAAGAGACUUUUUUCCAAAUUAAAAAAACUCUGGAAUGUAAUUAAGAAGAAGAUGGAUGAUCACAAGCCAUCAAAAUGUACCAGAAGUGGCAUAAAGUUAUCCAAAAGCAGUGUGUAAGACUGGUGGAGGAGAACAUGCCAAGAUGCAUGAAAACUGUGAUUAAAAAUUAAAACCAGGGUUAUUCCACCAAAUAUUGGUUUCUGAGAUUGAUUAAAACUUUAUGAAUAUGAACUUGUUUUCUUUUCAUUAUUUGAGGUCUGAAAGCUCUGCAUCUUUUUUUGUUAUUUCGGCCAUUUGCCUUUUUCUGCAAAUAAAUGCUCUAAAUGACAAUAUUUUAUUGUAAUUUAUAAGAAA
This is a messenger RNA of Astyanax mexicanus (Mexican tetra), 2198 nucleotides long. RefSeq names its product deoxynucleotidyltransferase, terminal (gene dntt). The transcript is spliced from 11 exons. The record is from RefSeq and is a predicted model, not a curated record. Gene Ontology annotation, cellular component: nucleus. The coding region runs from base 107 to 1606 and encodes 499 amino acids. Lineage: Eukaryota; Metazoa; Chordata; Actinopteri; Characiformes; Acestrorhamphidae. Gene Ontology annotation, molecular function: DNA binding; DNA-directed DNA polymerase activity; DNA nucleotidylexotransferase activity. Gene Ontology annotation, biological process: double-strand break repair via nonhomologous end joining.